GAAGGGGGGGGGGAGGUUCUGCCCCGUCUCCUACUCCGUUACUUACUGGUACCAGUCCUGCUGCCCAGUAUCCAACGUGGGGGAACAGCCAGACGCCUCAUGAUGAUGUCACUAGCGGCUGCUCUUGGCUUCCUGAUGUUGGCCUCCUCGGUGGGAUCCGUGGUCUCUCCGUGCCCCGCCGGCCUGCCGGGAGUUCCGGGAUUCCCUGGGAAAGAUGGGAGAGACGGGCGCAGGGGCCCCAAGGGAGAGUCAGGGCCCAUGGCUACAACGCUACACAGAAGCCUUAAAGGAGAUAAAGGAGACACUGGCCCACAGGGGCCUCUGGGAAAGAAUGGGCCCAAAGGCCCAGCUGGAGCUGCGGGGGAAAAGGGGGAGCAGGGGGAGAUGGGGGACACGGGGAGCCCAGGGGACCACAAGCGCCAGUACCAAUCGGCCUUUACAGUGGCCAGACUGACCAAUGAGCAUCCGGUCAAGAACUCGCCCAUUCUGUUCACCAGAGAGAUCACUAACGACCACAAGGACUACGAUGUGACCAGCGGCAAGUUCAGGUGCCGGAUCCCGGGCCAGUACUAUUUCUCCUUCCAUGUGUCCCACUCGGCCAACCUGUGCGCCGCGCUCUAUGUGGACGGCCAAGCCAAGGCCAGUUUCUGUGACCACAUGUCCAGCGCGGUCCAGGUGGCCUCUGGGGGGGUCCUUGUGGCCCUGGAAGCGGAGCAGGAGGUGUGGCUAGCGCUCAAUGAUUACAAUGGCAUGAUUGGCACCGAGGGCAACGACAGUGUAUUCUCAGGCUUCCUUGUCUCUCCUCAAUAGGUGGGUAGGUAACCCCCAUCUGCCCCCAUUACCCCCCCCCCAGGGUAUAGGAGAAUGAAGCAAUGUCCAAUCAUUUAGUGCCUUUGCCCUCAGUACAGCAAUGCUCUGUGUAUUGCCCUGUGAUCCUUUAUAUAACCGCAAAUUAAAGGGUAACUAUCCCUUA
Molecule: messenger RNA, 973 nt
Organism: Xenopus tropicalis (tropical clawed frog)
Lineage: Eukaryota; Metazoa; Chordata; Amphibia; Anura; Pipidae
Gene: c1qc
Product: complement C1q C chain
Exons: 3
Coding region: 100-810 (236 amino acids)
Biological process (GO): signal transduction
Cellular component (GO): extracellular region
Source: RefSeq, a predicted model, not a curated record